Messenger RNA from Seminavis robusta, 636 nucleotides. The record is from the annotation of a GenBank genome assembly. Lineage: Eukaryota; Bacillariophyta; Bacillariophyceae; Naviculales; Naviculaceae.
AUGGAUGCGGUUGAAGAUGGACUCUUGGGGGGAGUCACACCAUCCACCCUGCAGUGCCUGGCACAAUCCACCACACUGGAACAAUUGCAUCUCCAUGGAGUCAUUCUCCAUGACACGUGUCUCACCCAGUUAGCCCUGGGCCUGGGUAACCGUAGCACGGCCCUGAAGGACUUGUCGCUCGAUCUCCUCGCCGGUGGUUCCCUGCCGCUCGCUCAAGCCUUGGGUGCCACUACCACCUUGCAAAGACUUCAUCUCACAUUGACACACUCGUGGACCGAUGCCACCUUUUUAAAAGCUCUCGCCCAGGCUUUGUCACAUAGUCGAGGAUCGCUUCUCACGGUCAAAAUUGGAACAUGUGCUGUCCUGGAUGAUGCUACGGCUGCCGUUUUUGUGGAAAUGCUGCAACAUCACAAUCAUGUCUUGGAAGAAUUGCAGUUAGGGCGAUACCGGGGCAUUUGGAAACCACACUUGACGUACUAUCUCAAACUCAAUCGGCAAAAACGGGGGUACUUUCACGCCAACUUUACCAGGCUGACCAAACAACGGUGGAUCGAAGAGGGAUUGAUCCCCGUGCGACAUGAUCUAGAGGGCAUCUUUUACUUUUUGCAAAUGAAUCCCAUCUUGUUGAGUGAGUGA